Messenger RNA from Camelina sativa (false flax), 3096 nucleotides. The record is from RefSeq and is a predicted model, not a curated record. NCBI's taxonomy places the organism in Eukaryota, Viridiplantae, Streptophyta, Magnoliopsida, Brassicales, Brassicaceae.
AUGAUUCAGGACUGUGGUUUUUUGGAGUUUUCCUAUCUUGGGGACUUUUUGUCUUGGAGGGGUUGGCGUGAUAAAAAACCUAUUCGAUGUCGGUUGGAUAGGGCGUUAGGGAAUGAGGACUGGCAUGAUUUGUUCCCGGACACUGUGACGGAGUAUUUACCAAUGAUAGCCUCUGAUCACAAGCCUCUUGUGGUUAGUAUUGGGGCUAAAAGGCCGCGGGGGAAAAGGAGUUUUAUGUUUGACCGCUGCUGGAUUGGUAAGGCGGGACUAAUGGAUGCGAUAGCAUCAGGGUGGGACGGGGACUUGGUCCAGGAUUCAGCUAUGUUUGUCCAUAAAAUUGGGAAUUGUCGAAAGGCAAUUUCUCAGUGGCGUAAAUCACAAGUCCCAUACGGUAGGGAAACCAUUGAGGAUUUAAAGCGACAGUUGGAGGUAGCUCUGGCGGAUGAUUCAAUUCCUCCUUCCACAAUUUCGGAUCUACAGAAUCGCUUACGUCAGCGACGGGCUCGUAAUCGGAUUACUGGUUUGUUUACUAAAGAUGACACCUGGUCAACUAAGGAUGUGGAUAUCUGUAAUACGGCGGUAUCAUAUUUUGAGGACUUGUUUACUUCGACAAACCCGGACAAUUUUGAGGAGGUCCUAAGGGAGGUCAAUACAGUGAUUACAGUCGAGGAUAAUGAGCAGUUGACAAGACCCGCUACGGAGGCUGGUCAACGGCUUAAGAGGGUUUUACCUGGUCUUAUCUCUGAGACUCAAUCGGCUUUCGUUCCAGGUCGGCUGAUCUCAGAUAAUAUUCUUAUUGCUCAAGAGAUGUUUCAUGGCUUACGUACAAAUCCGUCUUGUAAGGGGAAAUUUAUGGCCAUCAAAACAGACAUGAGUAAGGCUUACGAUAGGGUUGAGUGGGAUUUUGUGGCAGCUUUGUUACAGAAGAUGGGUUUUGCAGAGUCAUGGGUUUCAUGGAUAAUGUUUUGUGUCACUUCGGUAGAAUAUAGGGUUCUUAUUAAUGGCCAGCCGAAUGAGGCUUUUAUUGCUAAUAUAUGGAAAGCAGAGAGGGAUAAGCUUAUUACAGGGAUAAAAGUGGCGAAUAAAUGCCCGCCUAUUACGCAUUUGUUGUUUGCUGAUGAUAGUCUUUUUUUUUGUAAGGCGGAUGUAGGACAAUGUCGGGUUAUUUUAGAUAUUCUAAAACAGUACGAGUCUGUUUCGGGUCAACAAAUAAAUUUUUCAAAAUCCUCGGUACAGUUUGGGCACAAGAUUGAUGACCAUAAAAAAACUGAGCUUCAGGAUGUUCUCGGGAUCACAACUCUGGGUGGUAUGGGGUCAUAUUUAGGUCUACCCGAAAGUUUGGGUGGGGCUAAAACUAAGGUAUUCUCUUUUGUUCGUGAGCGGAUUCAAAGUCAGACGAAUGGUUGGACUGCAAAUUUGCUUUCAAAAGGGGGAAGGGAAGUGAUGAUUAAAUCUGUUGCUACUGCUGUUCUGACGUUUGUGAUGUCUUGUUUUAGAUUACCAAAAACAAUUACAUCCAAGCUUACCAGUGCAGUGGCAAAUUUUUGGUGGAGUACUAAUGGUCAGACAGGGGGCAUGCAUUGGCUGGCCUGGGAGAAAAUAUGUGUUAGCAAACAGUUGGGUGGUCUGGGUUUUAGGAAUGUAGAUGAUUUUAAUUCGGCAUUACUGGCCAAGCAACUUUGGCGUCUGAUAGACGUUCCACAGUCUUUGUUUGCCAGGGUUUUUAAGAGUAGGUAUUAUAGGAAUACGCAUCCGAUGGAUCCUAUUAGGUCAUACUCUCCCUCCUAUGGAUGGAGGAGUAUCUGUUCUGCUCGCUCUCUGGUUAAUAAAGGGCUUAUUAAACGGGUUGGCUCAGGGGACACCAUCUCUAUAUGGUCUGAUCCUUGGCUACCAGCUCAAUUCCCGAGACCAGCUUUAAGCAAGGGCCCGUUAAAGGACCCUUCUCUUCAAAUGAAUCAAUUUAUUGAUCGACAAACUAAUUCUUGGUGUGUGGAUAUGCUUAAUGAGCAUUUUGAUCCACUUGAUGUUGCAUUGAUAAGGGCUAUACCUUUGGGUGGUAAUCAAAAGGAUAAUUCUUUCGGUUGGCACUUCACGAAAACUGGGCUGUAUACAGUCAAAUCAGGCUACCACACUGCACGUCAUGACGUGGUUCGGACUUUUGCGGCCACUGGUUAUGGCCCGGAAAUUACCCCUCUACUCGCUAGCGUAUGGAGGGUUCGUUGUCCACCUAAGAUCCAGCAUUUUAUGUGGCAGGUUCUAUCUGGUUGUAUUUUGGUUUCGGUAAAUUUGGGACGACGGGGUAUUGCUUGUGAUUUACGGUGCGUACGAUGUGGUGCGGAUAUGGAGACAAUAAAUCACGCUAUCUUUGUGUGUCCUCCGGCCCGUCAGGUUUGGGCCCUAGCACAUGUGCCGGUGGGUCCUAAUUUCUUUCCGACAGAAUCAGUAUAUGCAAAUGUGGAUCACUUUUUAGGGCAGCAGAAUCCUGGGGCUCAUGUUGCGGCUUUCCCUUGGCUUAUGUGGUUUAUUUGGAAAGCGAGGAAUGCACGUGUUUUUGACAAUAUUGUUGAGCGGCCGGAGGAUAUUGUUAGGGUAGCAGAGGGAGAAGCUGCAGCGUGGCAGCAGGCUCAGCUAGAAGAAGAUCAAGUGACCUAUCCCAUUAUCCCAGGUGCUUCGGAGAUACCAGUUAGGGUGGCUGCUGCUUCCCUUCCUUUGGUCUAUUCGGGAUACCGAUGUUUUAUAGAUGGCUCUUGGAAAGCAGGGGAUUUGUAUGCAGGUGCUGGAUGGUGUUGUACCUCGGUCCAGACAGCGUUGCCGUUUUUGGGAGCCAAGAAUUUUCGGCGAAGUCUCUCUCCAUUACAUACAGAAGUUGAAGCGUUCGUUUGGGCGAUGCGCUGCAUGAUCGGCCAUGACUUCAGAGAGGUGGCUUUCUAUACCGACUGCUCAGAUUUGGUGAAGAUGGUGUCUUCCCCUUCCGACUGGCCAGCGUUCUCGGCGUAUCUUGACGACAUCAAAACCGAUAGGGAGGAAUUCUCUACUUUCUCUUUAUCUUUAAUUCCUAGAAAUGCUAAUGUAAGGGCGGAUUCUUUGGCAUGCUAA